AUAGCACAUUACGAGCUUGGUGUUAUUUGCUGAGUGGUAAGGUAGAAACGGCAAGCAUCAAAGGAAUUCUUUCCGCAAUCGUCAGGGGAUAUAUACCAAUCUUCGAAUGCACUGCAGAUACUGAACUGCAAAUCGUUUCAACUAUAAUAAACUUUUGUCAACAAAAUAACGAGUACCAACUGUAGCAAUGAAAGACAACUAAUUUUCUUCAGAAACAACGAUUUAUCUGAGCAAAUUUUUAGUUUGUUGAGACCUUUAAAGGAUAUAACAAUGGAGUGUAACCAAAAGGAAAGAGAGACUGGAUGUUACAAAACCAGAAUGAAUAUGUCUUAUCGAUGUUUUGUGAUCUUCAGCGUGUUUUUGUUGAUAUCAAUACCGAACAAGACAGAUGCUACAUGGAUGUGGUUAGGAGCAGCAUCUUUAGGAGCUACAAUGGUUGGUCAUGAUACCAUUCCAGACCAGUCUGUUACUCAACCUCCAUCAAUCAAUAAUAUCUUAGUCGAUCCUCAUACACUCUGUCAAAGAUUUCCUGGACUCACUGUUGAACAGCGGAGAGUAUGUUCUACUACACCUGAUAUCAUCAACAUGAUUAGUGAAGGAGCUAAAGUUGGGAUUAUUGAAUGUCAACGUCAAUUUAGCACUGAGAGAUGGAACUGCUCCGUUAUUGGUGACGUAAACAAUCCGUUUGGAGAGAUUAUGAAUACAGGCAACAAAGAGACUGCAUUUAUCUACGCUAUCACAUCAGCAGGAGUGGUAUACUCUGUAACAAGAUCGUGUAGUGUUGGUAAUCUUACAGAGUGUGGAUGUGCAUCACCUCACGGUCGUCCGAGUGAUGGUGUCGUGGGUGAAGAUGAGGAAUGGAAAUGGGGAGGAUGUACAGAUGACGUCGAUUAUGGAAUAAAGUUAGCCAGGAAGUUUGUUGACGCUGCCGAUGAAGACUCAUCAUCGUCGCCUUCGCCCCCGCCGUCUUUAGCUAAGGGUCGUACAUUGACUAUCAAGCCUGGUGUACAUGAAAUGAAUCUACAUAACAACGAAGCAGGCAGACAGGUCAGUAGAAAUUAUUUCUUAUUAUUAACAGUGAUAGCACUGAUAAAAAUAAAAAGGAACUAUAUUCAUACAUUUUUAUUUUCAAAAUAGCAAAUGUUGAGUGGAUGACGUAACGCAAGUUC
Lytechinus pictus (painted urchin) is the source of this 1169-nucleotide messenger RNA. Its product is annotated as protein Wnt-7b-like. The record is from RefSeq and is a predicted model, not a curated record. Gene Ontology annotation, biological process: multicellular organism development; neuron differentiation; cell fate commitment. Gene Ontology annotation, cellular component: extracellular region. NCBI's taxonomy places the organism in Eukaryota, Metazoa, Echinodermata, Echinoidea, Temnopleuroida, Toxopneustidae. The coding region runs from base 271 to 1137 and encodes 288 amino acids. Gene Ontology annotation, molecular function: cytokine activity; frizzled binding. The transcript has 4 exons.